Messenger RNA from Hibiscus syriacus, 2222 nucleotides. RefSeq lists its product as uncharacterized. The transcript is spliced from 3 exons. The record is from RefSeq and is a predicted model, not a curated record. Lineage: Eukaryota; Viridiplantae; Streptophyta; Magnoliopsida; Malvales; Malvaceae. Bases 1 to 1824 code for a protein of 607 amino acids.
AUGUCUUUCGUGGAACCUAAAAGAGGCCCUGUUAAACAAAUCCAUUCUGUCGGUCAUUCACUAUAUGUUGGGUGUGAAUGUUUUUGUUGGCAUAAUAAACGCACUGAUGAUGACGAGUUCUUACCUUUGACUCUACCUCAACCUUUUUCUUUGCCUUCUCCAAUCCCAGAUUGGCCUUCAGGUGGAGGAUUUGCUGCUGGAAAAAUAAACCUGGGAGAAUUAGAAGUGGUUGAAAUCACCGAGUUUGAGAGUGUUUGGAGCUGCGAUUUGUUGCGUGGUAAUGCUAAAGCUGUCACAUUUUAUAAACCUGUGGGGAUUCCGGAUGGAUUUUUCCGUCUCGGUUAUUACUGUCAACCAAAUGACCAGCCCCUUAGAGGGUAUGUUCUUGCGGCUCGGGAAAGGGUAGCUUCGACUCCGGAAGUCUUCGGUGACCAUGACUCGGAUUCAGGCUUUCCCGCACUGAGGAAACCUGUCAACUACUCGUUGAUUUGGAGUUCGGAUUCACUUCGCAAUGGUUGUGGUUUCUUCUGGCAGCCAAAUGCGCCGGUCGGUUACAAAGCGAUGGGAAUUUUGGUUACCAACUUUCCGGAUGAGCCUAACGUUGAUGAAAUUAGAUGUGUGCGAGAGGACCUUACUGAGGCUUGUGAAAUUAAGGAUGCCAUACUUUCCGCUGGUGCAGAUCCAUUUCAGGUUUGGAACACAAGACCGUGCAGAAGGGGAAUGUUUUGCAAAGGUGUUUCGGCUGGGACGUUCUUCUGCAGUACGUACUUUUUUUCAGAAGAUGAUGAAUUGGAGAUUGCAUGCUUGAAGAAUCUGGAUCCGACACUACAUGCGAUGCCGGAUUUAAGCCAGAUUCAUGCUCUCAUCAAGCACUACGGUGCAAGAGUUUUCUUUCAUCCUGAUGAAGACUAUCUGCCCUCAUCGGUACAAUGGUUUUUCAAAAAUGGUGCACUUCUAUGUGAAGAUGGCAAACUUAAAGGUGAACCGAUUGAUUAUUGGGGCUCGAAUUUACCUUGUGGAGGGACAAAUGACGGUGCAUUUUGGAUAGAUUUGCCAGUAGAAGAUGAUGCAAGAAAUAAUGUUAAGAAAGGAAACUUGGAGAGUGCAGAGCUAUAUGUUCAUGUAAAGCCAGCAUUGGGUGGAACAUUUACGGAUAUUGUGAUGUGGAUAUUUUGUCCCUUCAACGGACCGGCCAACCUUAAGAUCGGGUUAAUGAACAUACAGAUGAACAAACUCGGGCAACAUGUCAGCGACUGGGAACACUUCACUCUCCGGAUAAGCAACUUCACUGGAGAACUGUGGCAGGCUUACUUCUCACAGCAUAGUGGUGGUGAGUGGGUUGAUGCUUUCGACUUGGAAUAUAUUGAAGGUAAUAAGCCGAUUGUUUACUCGUCCAAACACGGACAUGCUAGUUUUCCACAUCCAGGUAUGUACCUCCAAGGGUCAGUUAAACUCGGGAUAGGGAUUAGGAACGAUGCUGCCCGAAGCCAGUAUUUUGUGGACUCAAGCACCAGGUACCAGAUUAUUGCAGCCGAGUAUCUUGGAGACGGAGUAGUUACAGAACCAUGUUGGUUGAAUUACAUGAGAGAAUGGGGUCCAACUAUAGUAUAUGACUCACGUUCGGAACUGGAUAGGAUAAUUCAUUUGCUCCCGUUUUUUGUUCGAUUUUCAGUGGAGAACAUCUUUGACCUGUUUCCGACAGAGCUUUACGGCGAGGAGGGGCCUACAGGACCGAAGGAAAAGGAUAAUUGGGAGAAGAUGAAAGAUGUUAGUCCUACUAAGCAUGGAUAUGUUCCCUUUUUUUUGAGUAUAUCGUCAUACUAAGCAUAGAUGUGGUAUGUUCAAGAACCUCUAAUGUACUUAAGCACAUUUCUUUCGUGUGUCAAGUUGUUGGAAAUAGUGAUCGGAUUUCGUCAUCUAGAACAAAAGGAUAGCAUUGCCGCUCCUCGCUGGUUUAGUUUCGAAACAGCAACACUCACAUUCAUGUUGCAGAGGUACCAUGCUUCUGUUCAGCACUCUCUUUUUAUAUAUACAAACUUUUCAAGGCAAGCAGAAAGUAGCUUCGGAUGCAACCAGAACUCCAGUUCUCGACCGGUACAUUGAUAAAAGUAUAAAACCUCUGCAGUUGCCAUUCACUGUGAUUGAUUCUUAAAUAUUGUGGUCAUGCUCAUAGCUGCUAUAGUAGUGCUUGUUAAGGGACUUACAGAUUUCCCAUGAAAUCU